Messenger RNA from Lycium ferocissimum, 1796 nucleotides. RefSeq names its product serine carboxypeptidase-like. The record is from RefSeq and is a predicted model, not a curated record. NCBI's taxonomy places the organism in Eukaryota, Viridiplantae, Streptophyta, Magnoliopsida, Solanales, Solanaceae. The transcript is spliced from 9 exons. Gene Ontology annotation, molecular function: serine-type carboxypeptidase activity. Gene Ontology annotation, biological process: proteolysis. The coding region runs from base 55 to 1566 and encodes 503 amino acids. Gene Ontology annotation, cellular component: vacuole.
ACCAUUUCCCAUAUUAAUUUCCUCACACACCACACUUUCCUUCAACCCCCAAACAUGGCGCAAUGGAAAAUGAAACUUUCCCUUUUUCUCUCCUUUCUUCUUCAUCUCGUUUUUCUUUCUCCUUCAUUCGCAAAGGUUCCAAUACCUUCGAGAUUUGCAUCGAAGCAAGGGGAAAAGUUGAUUCGAGAACUCAAUUUAUUCCCUAAAGAAUCUGAUAACAUCGUCGAUCGAGAUCCAUUUCCUACGGAAGGUUCUAGAAUCGUCGAGAAGCGAUUCUCAUUUCCUAAUUUGGCGAAUUCGAGUGUUUCUUUUGAAGAUUUGGGACAUCAUGCUGGUUAUUAUAAGAUUAAGCAUUCUCAUGCUGCUAGGUUGUUCUAUUUCUUCUUUGAAUCACGCGGUAGUAAGGACGACCCUGUUGUCAUCUGGUUGAGUGGAGGGCCUGGUUGCAGUAGUGAGCUGGCCCUUUUCUAUGAAAAUGGGCCUUUUACUGUUUCAAAAAAUUUGUCACUUGUGCCGAAUGAAUAUGGGUGGGACAAGGUAUCAAACCUUAUCUAUGUAGACCAACCUACAGGUACUGGCUUCAGUUACAGUUCUGACAGACGUGACCUCUGUCACACUGAAGCAUGCGUUGGCGACGACUUGUAUGACUUUAUUCAGGCUUUCUUUGAGGAGCAUCCAGAGCUUGUAAAGAACGACUUCUACAUAACCGGAGAAUCAUAUGCCGGGCACUAUGUUCCUGCUUUUGCUGCUAGAGUACACAAAGGAAAUAAGGGUAAAGAAGGAAUACAUAUAAACUUAAAGGGAUUUGCCAUCGGCAACGGGCUUACAGAUCCCAAAAUACAAUACCCUGCAUACACUGACUAUGCAUUGGACAUGGGAUUAAUUUCGAAGUCUGAUCAUGAUCGUAUCAACAAACUACUUCCAGUUUGUGAUAUCGCGAUAAACCUUUGCGGCACUGAUGGGAAAAUCUCUUGCUUGGCGGCUUAUUUUGUUUGCAAUUCUAUAUUCACUGCUGUCCGCGCACGUGCUGGGGUGGACAUCAAUCACUACGACAUCAGAAAGAAGUGUGUGGGACAACUCUGCUAUGACUUCUCAGACAUGGAGAAAAUGCUGAAUCUGCGCUCUGUUAAGCAGGCUCUUGGCGUUGAGGAUAUAGAGUUUGUCUCGUGUAGUACUACUGUGUACCAGGCCAUGCUUGUUGACUGGAUGAGGAACCUUGAAGUAGGAAUUCCAACCUUGCUUGAGGAUGGAAUAAAGUUGCUUGUGUAUGCUGGUGAAUAUGAUCUUAUUUGCAACUGGCUAGGUAACUCAAGAUGGGUUCAGGCCAUGGAAUGGAAUGGUCAGAAAGAGUUUGUAGCAUCUCCCGUUGUCCCUUUUGAAGUUAAUGGUUCUGAAGCAGGAUUGUUGAGAAGCCAUGGGCCUCUGAGUUUCCUGAAGGUUCAUGAUGCCGGGCACAUGGUUCCAAUGGAUCAGCCUAAAGCUGCCUUAGAGAUGCUGAAGAGGUGGACUGGAGGCACCCUUUCUCAGCAGACGACUGAGACUGAAAACAUGGUCGCUUCAAUAUGAUUUCUGAUUACGCUUUUCAUGGUUUUCAGAUAUCUGUAAAUAUUACUCUAUCCUGAUGGUAGGUGGCCUCUUUGGCUAAGGAUUGGUGGCCUUUGUCCAAACUUUCUUUACCACUGUAUGUUUGACCAAAGCAAAGGCCUUCCUAAACUGUAUCACUAUAAAACUUUCUGAAUCGCAUUGAGGCAUGAUAAAGAUUUGAAGACAAAAAGGCAUUUAGAAAAAUAUGCAUA